AUACGUAUGAGUGAAUGUGAAUUCAAAAGCGUAUUCUCUGUAUAGAAGCUCUUUUCUAUAGCUGUCAACUCUCUUUUGUCACGCUCCAUCGACAAUCGCAAGGGUCACGUGAUAGUUCGCAGCCAUGUUGUGACAAGAUGGACCUUUCUACAAAUGUGAGGCAACAGUUUCGUCGGGAUGUUUCCGAACAGACCAACUUUCACCGACUAAUACAGGACACCCGUUUGGUGUUGCAGGAAGGCAGUUGAUUGCUCAUGUUGAUUCGUUCCUUUUACGAAGAUUAAACAUUUAAAUGCAACCCGAAGCAGCACCGGAAGCAGUGUAGGACCAUGGGCCCGACACCUUCACGCCCACCGGAAUCGGAGAAGCCUACUCUGAGGAAAAAUGAACUCCUCGAGCUAUCCCGUAAACUGAGUUUUAGUAUCGUCACUGAAGUUCUACAUCGGUUAACAUGUACCAUCCCCCAGGCACGAAUCGACGAUACUCGAGGCAACCCAGACCGGGUCUUCAAGCUGCUUCUGGAGUGGCACAAGGGCUGUGGGUCGCCAAGUGAAGCUAGGGCGAAGCUUUCCGUAGCUCUUUCACUUUCUGGGAGACAAGACCUGGCCGAUGAACUUGAAUCAAACGAAAUCUUACAUGUUACCCUCUGUCGACAGAUUCUCGCCUUUAAGUAUGAGAGCCUGUUAGAGGAAAACAAAUGGAAAGAUGACUCUUACAUCAAACCAAGGCUAAAGCAUCUCAGUGAUUCGGGGAUAUCUGAACAACCUGCUUUUGAUCCUUACGACUGCUUGGUAAUGCCAGGGAAGAGUAUCAUCAUAGAGGGUGAAGUGGGAAUGGGGAAGACGAUGCUUAUGAAAGGUAUUUUGGCCGAGUGGGUAAGGAGGUAUAAGAGAGGAGUGUCCCUGCCUCUUUUAUUCUUUUUGGCCAGCGACGAAAUCAAGGAAGAAGACUCACUGCAUAGUGUAAUCUACCGGAAAUAUUUCGGCAGUUGUGAAGGCAUCACAGAAAACGAACUUUCUGAUUACAUCAUCGGGGACCCACAUGGAUGUUUGAUCGCCAUUGAUGCAGUUCCUAAGAUGCGAUCAUUAUUGAAGACUCAAAUUGGAAGGUCUUUCCAAAACAGUAUGGGAAUGUCAAAGUACGAAUUGUCUUUGAUUAUCACAUCCAGGCCAAGAGACUCGGCUUAUUUCAGUUCGGAUCUGAAAUUCAAGAUCGACUCUUUAAAUGCCGAAGAAGUAGAGAUGUACGUCCGGAAUGCAUAUUCAUCCCCUAAAGAUGAGGAACAUGGAAGGAAACUCGUAGAAUUCCUUCAAAGGAAUUCCAUCGUUUGCAAUGAUCUCUGCUCCAUUCCACUUCUCUGUGGUGUGAUGUGUAGACACUGGAGCAUUUGCCGACAACAAGAGGAAAGUCACAUGCAACAGCGAAUGGAAUUUUGCCAUGGUAUUACCCACUUUUCUAAGUUGGUUGCUGAAGCAUUGGUACACGAUAAAAUCACCGACAUUAAGCCCCUGCUUUCCCCCACACCAGGGUUUAAUUUCCUUUUACAAUUGAAGAAUUCGGGAGACUGUGGUAACAGAGCUCAUGCAGAAGACCUCCUGCAGAAGAACAUGGAAAAUCUCGGCCAAGUGGCAUUUAAGAAACUGAAAAAAGAUUCAAUCUCUUUUCGGGAAGCCGAUUUUACCGUUUGUCCAAGAUCUUACAAGAUAGCUUGUCUAACGGGUGUUCUGGUAAAAAGAGGAAGCUGCAUUGAAUUUUUCCACCCGAUCAUUCAAGCCUACUGUGUAGCUGCCUACAUCGUCAAACUCCACCAUCGGGGAACCAGGGAGUUCAACAAAACUCUAUGUGAAUUAGAUAGCUGCGUAUCCUCUCUUCGCAAGUGGGUCUACAGGUUUGUCUCUGGAGAUAGUCACAUCGAAACAGCAAAAGAUGUUAUAAAUCAUCUUGCACGAAAUAGUUCCACUCACAACAUCCUCUGUGAGAGCCUCGCAGAAGUAUAUGAGAAUUCCGAUACGCUUCAGGAUGAACAUCUGGUUAUUGUGCCUCCUGAUUUCCACGACAUUACAUGGCCCUCAGCUAUCGUUCUGAAAGAUCCCACCUCACGCACCAUAGGAGGGUUCUACUCAGUUGCCAAGUAUGCCAAUAACGUCAUAAGCGAAGUCACGAUACACAACAUGUCCUCGUAUGGUGAUGAGGAUAUUCAGAGUCCGCAAGCUUUUCAACAAUUGCAAGAACUUCGCUUUAACUUAGGUGCCUUGAUUAUGACAGAAUGUGACCUUCACCGGUGUACUCUCCUCUUCAAGGCACUGACUCAAAGGACAUUGCAGGUACUUGAUCUGUCCGGUUCAACAUCGAUAGAAGACCUGAGCGAUGCUCCCGAACGAUUCCUAUCACGUCUCCCUGACCUCACUACUCUCAGACUUCCAAACAUGGACCAAUAUCCAUGUCUGCUUCUGGCAUCUCUUCCAGAUUGCUGUGCAGGACUUAAGGAAUUGUCGCUGGCAUUUAGGAGAUUUUGCAGCCACUCUGGGAGCUGCAUGGUGUGUAACAGUCGUUUCGAGAAAUUGGAGACCUUGGCGAUUAAGUGCCCUUGCUCCGUGGUACCAUCGCAACUAGCACAUAUCAUAUCAUGCACCAACAUCUUAGGAAGCAUGUCCUUUGCAUGUGAUGGAAUUGACGAGGGUUUUAUUGAGUCUCUUGAAACCUUGAUGCACGUACAUAGGGUUUUUGUAGAAGUGAACUCAAUCGAGCGGGAUACACUAGACUGCAUCCUCCAAAAGAUCCCGGGUCUCAAACAUUUCAAACUUGCGUUUGGUGGGAGGCACGAGGCUGACAUAAUCAAUACAUUCACGGCACUUUCGUCUUCCAGCAAUAUCACUGAGCUAGAUGUCAGCUACAUUGUUCCGGAUACCCCUUAUUCAGAUCGACCACCAUCAAGUCCUGCACUUAUGAGGAAUAUGCACGACCUGAUUGGCAAGCUCCGAAACCUCAGGAUUCUGGCCAUGACGGAUGUACCCCUUGGCAACACGGCAGCUCUUGAAAUACUCCAAGAUAUGAGGUCUGAGAAGAUCACUGUAACUGACUUACGACUUGUUCGAUGCAAUACGCAAUCCAGUGGUCCCUUCGAUGUCUGUAGAGAGAUCCGAAGAAAGGGCUGUGACGUUUCAAUUGUCCAUGGGACAUCCGGUUGCAAGAAUGAUUCGGAGCCAACUGAAUCAAGGAGAGGGCAGUCGGUUACUGGUGCAGAAGGAAUACAGCUAUCCAGAGAUGCGCGGGAUGACAGGAGUGGACAAGCAACUCGUCCCAAGAGAUCGAUAUCGUGGCGAUCGACCUUUCCUCUACAACGACCGUCAGUUAAAUAUAUAGAAGAUAAUGAACUCAUGCCAGAGAUACCGCCUCCCAAGCGGUGUGACACGUCUUCCUCGAGACAUCAGCCAAAGGCUGUGGUGUCUCCUGAGAUAUCUUCUUCCGGAGUAGGAGACCCACAGAUGACGUCAGCCGAGGAGCAUUUGCGAAUGGUUUCUCUUCCGGUUCUUUUGCCUCACACUCUCAAAAUGAGGCUUUCAGAGCAACUCCAAUCCAAUACCUUCACAGGCAAUGACUGGAGAGCUCUUGCUGAAAAAUUUCACAUCGAUAAGUAUGCAGCUCGCAUGAGUAGACAUCCAAAUCCUCCGGAAGCACUGUUCGACGUUGCUAUGGAGAGAAGAUGUUUUACAUCACUUGAAGAAUUGGCAGAUGUAUUUGAGAGCAUUGAACGGGAGGAUUGCAAACAUGAAGUCAUGGAGUACAUGCAGCAAAUGAACGACGAAUGAGGAUAAAAUAAGUUUGUUACCAUAUUUAAUUUUAACUUAUUACGCUUUUUAGUUUUACUAUCUCGUUAUCUGUUCUCCAAACAUAUUUUUAAUGGGCAAGUUAACGAUGUACAUGUAUCUAGUUUGUCUUUCAGUUAUUUAAUACCGUGUGAAUCGGUAGAAGUGUGACAUAGUCAUGAUAGUGGUUAUUUUUGGUAACAUGGAAAAUGUUUCAUCAUCAGUUUUGUCCGACAAGUUUCGACAACUUUCCUUGAUUUUGAUUGGCUGAGACUCCUCACAGGCACUGGUAUUAUUAUAACUGUCGGAUAAAACAGACUUCGUCGAAUAAAACUUCCAACGAGCCGUUUUAUGAAUCGCCCCCUGGUGGACAUGUAGAGUUGAGGAAAAAAAGAAAAAUGAAAAAUCCAUAUUUGAUUGUUCCAAAUACAAAUCAGAAAUAGAUAUCCUCGCGGAAUUCAUCUUGCCCAAUUGAUCGUGGGCCCGGCAGACACUCAGGAGCGCCAGAACGGCGUUGCCCUAUAAAAGCAGCAACUACCGUUUUGUAACAUCUUUUGGUCUGACGCGGCCGGGGCUCAAACUCCCGACCUCCCGAUUGUGAGGCAGACGCUCUGCCUCUCACUAACGGAGCCAACAUUGGGUGUGUAUCGCGCAUAUCGAUAUAGUAUCACGCUGUUUCAUUUAGAGGUGCAUGGUUCGAUGGCGAUAUGAAAUUCCGGACUUUUCGCAAUUUACUACGGAGAAACUCUACAGCGCAACAAUUCCUCUGAUAAUGAAAGCCAAAUCCAAUCUGACAAUGGUGAGCUGAAAGGCUUUUGUCGAAAGUUGGUGGACCGGGACAGCAUCGGAAUGUCUUCACUCUGGACGACGACAUAUUUGCAAUUGUUCGUCCGGUGCAAAUCUUUGGAUGAUCCGCUAUCCCAGUCCAACUUUCGACAAAAGCCUCUCAGCUCUCCAUUGUGAUUUUGCAUUUUCAAAGGAAACUGUGCGUUUUAGAGAGUGUCUCCUUAUUAAUUGCGAAAACUCUCUAUUGUGAGAAUUUGUCGGCGUGUAGCCUAGUAUCUGCUUGGAAUCGUUCAUGUUUGAAAAUUUGUGGUCUAUUAGUGGCAUAUUGAGCCCCCAAAAUAUGAGGAGGCACAAUAUAACGUCUGUGGAACAAUUUCAAAAAAAAUCCUAAGCUUGCAACUUUAGCAAGCCAAAAUUUUGAAAAAAAUAAUCAAAUUCGAAUUUUCGUAUCAGAUUUUGACAUAUUUAUAAAAUAACAUCAUUCAUUCAUUCAUUCAUUUAUUUAUUCAUUUUUCCAACAAAAUUUAUAAUGCAAUAAUUACAAUGAAUAAAACAUAACAGCAGAAAAUAUAAAUGACAUAAAUAUUCAAAUAAACCAAAUAUAAAGAAUAUAUACCUGGUACAAAAGAUAAUAUUUCCAAUUUGAUAAUAACAAUAUGCAAGAUAUGUUGGAAAAAUGGAGUGGCCCACUGAAAAGCAAAGCUUGUAAAGUGUGGACCACUCAAGAAGAAAACAAAGUAUAACACUUAAAUCUAAAUGGGCCAAAAGCAAACAGCAAUACAAAAUAGAUAAUGAAAUAAAGAUAUAAAAAAUAAUUAUAAUAAAGGAAAUUAAUAUUAAAAGGUGAGCAGAGACAAAAGAAGACAUAAAGACACAACAACAAAAAAUAAUAAGACACACAACACAACAAAGUAAAAAUAAACAAACAUUGCUGCACAAACUGCGAAAAUCAGAAGAAGUGAGAAAUGGAGAAAGAGAAAGGCAAAGAGAGAAAGAGAGGGAGAGAGAGAGAGAGAGAAGUGUAGUCAAUCUAACACAAUCACCGAGGGUAACCUGUAAACAGGUAAACAAUAAAUAAAUAAAGAGGUAAAGGAAUCAAUGUGAGGUUUUGUAAGACUGCAACAAAAUGAAUUUUAAUUUUCUUUUAAAUGAAUUAAGAGAAGGGGAAAACUGGAUAUCAGGGUGAAGAGAGUUCCAAAAUUUUGGGCCCCUAUAUAUAAAUGUAUUUUGGGCGAACAGCGUUCUAAGCAUAGGCAAAUGAAGAUCAUAGCGACGUCUAGUAGGGUAAUUGUGUGAGGAACUGUUUUUUAAGAACAUGUGAUGAAAAAUAAAAGGAAGCAUAUUAUUAUUGU
Messenger RNA from Lytechinus pictus (painted urchin), 5944 nucleotides. RefSeq lists its product as uncharacterized. The record is from RefSeq and is a predicted model, not a curated record. The transcript is spliced from 5 exons. NCBI's taxonomy places the organism in Eukaryota, Metazoa, Echinodermata, Echinoidea, Temnopleuroida, Toxopneustidae. The coding region runs from base 330 to 3809 and encodes 1159 amino acids.